GAAGCUCCCUUGUGCCCGCGUGUGUCACCGCCAGUCUCCAGGGACCAAGGUGGAGCUCACAACAGGUGGGGAGGGGGACUAGCCUAGGGCCAAAAAGGAGAAGGAAUCAAAGUUUCCGAGCGCAGCAGCGUCUGGGAAGGAGGGGGGCGGAAGGCGGGGGCGAGGGGAGGCGGAGGCAGUGAAUGACCGCGACCCCGCGGCAACUGGCAAACCCCUCGGCUCCCGGCGCCGCCACCUCGGUCCCCACCCGAGGCGCACGGCCGCCCGACUCGAGGCUGGCUCAGCUGAAUCCUCUCUGCGGGGCACGAAUGGAGCGCCGGGAGCUCGGGAAGGCGGCGGCGCGCAGACGAGGAACGGACGGAGAGCCUUCGGCUGCCGGGACAGCGCCAAAGGGACGCGGCGACUCGCGCACAUCUCAGGACAUAUCGAGGCUUGGGAAAUCCCCUCCACCUCCGUUCUUAAGAGGGGAGUACACCCAGAAAGUGCAUGUGAUGGAGUGGAGAGGAAUCCGCGCGCAGCGACUACCCGCAGCGCACCCUGCUCCCACUCUCACUCGCGGAGCUGGCCACGGCAGUCGCGGAUCCCUGGCAGGGAGGCUGAGUUCGCUGGGCCGAGCGCGUGAGGGGUGUGGCAGACAUCCAGGUACCGGAAAACACAGUGAAGAAAGGAGGGAAGGAGAGAAAGGGAGGAGAAGAGGGACAUGGGGAAAAGGGAAAGGUUAGUAAAAGUGUUCAGAAUACUCUAAAUGAAGGCUUCUACUCCUAAGUAUCCUUCCAAGAAGAGAAAAAUGGCUAAUGAAAAUCACAUGUUUCACAGUAAGUGGCAAAAGAAGUGUGUUCUCUGUGUUGUGAUGUGGCUCUAUGUCCAUACCAAAAACCAACAGAGGAUCUCCGUUUUUAAAGUAUGGUUUUUAAAGUAUGGGAAGUAUUUGGAACCAAAAAAAAGUUUAAAAAUAAAGUACGGUUGGCACUCGGUAUCCACUGGUUCUGAAUCCACCUAUUCAGCCCAUGGUUCAGUGGAUGCUGCCGGUUGAAUCUGUGAAUGCAGAACCAGCCCCUAUGGAGGAUGUACUGGAAGGGACUUGAGCCUCAACCUAUUUGGGUAUCUGAGCAAGGUCCUGGAACCAGUCUCCUCAGAUACUGAGGGACCCCUUUAUACAACACGAUCAGGCAUUCUGAAACAAACCACAUUUGAUAACUGAAUGGCUUGAAAAGCUAGUCAAGCAAUGGUAAAAGAUCCCAGCUUUCAAAGGGGCUUCCCCAAUGCCAAAACUUGUUAAGAGGCUCAGCAUUCAAACUAGAAACAAUAGUGCAUUUUCUGAGGUUUGAUCACAGAGAGGCUUUAGUUACAGAGAUUGCAUUUCCUGUUUUCUUUUAAGGGUAUACUUCAAUAAAUGUAAAUAAACAUGGCCUGUAAAUAUUUUUUUUUUUUUUAAAUUGGUGCUUGUGAAAGAAGUUGUUGAUAUGCACAAUGAAGUAUUUGGCCAAGUACCUCCACUCCAAAAAGCUGUUCUGAUCCCUUAAGCCAUGAACAUUCAGAGUGCAACAUGUUGAUAAAUGGAGAUUCUUAAAAGGAGUAUGAGCAGCUUUAUCCUACCUGCCACAGGUACAAGAACAAUCUACAGCCUUGCUAUGCAAAAUGAGAUGUGCUGGCCUGCAGCAUGGGCACUGCACCUGACAAUGUGUUGAAAAGGCAGACUUAGGGACUUCCCUGGUGGCCCAGCAGCUAAAACUCCAUGCUCCCAAUGCAGGAGGCCCAGGUUCAAUCCCUGGUCAGGGAACUACAUGUCACAACUGAAGAUCCCCAUGCUGCAACUAAGACCUGGUGCAGCCAAAUAAGUACAUAAAUGUUUUUGUUUUUAAGAAGGCAGAAUCACAGCCCAGUCCCUAGACCUACUGCAUGUUAACAAAGCUGGCCAGGUAUACAUCUCACACUCAAGUUUGAGAAACACAAAUCUGCACUCCACAUUGCCUCUUACAAAACAGGCACCAUCUCAACAACUUUAACACCUUCAACUACUUGACAGAUAGUUCUGUAAGCUGUCCGCCAUACCUGGUUCUCCAAGCUAGCAUCUUUUGUAAACUUUGUUGGGUUCUUGUGUUUCAACCACUUGCAAAGUUAAGCCAGUAAAUCACCUAUGUAAACCAUGAUUAAUUCCUCUGACAUUAAUAGCAGGAUGACUUCUCUCUUCUGUUACCCCAAAGAGACUGCUAAUUGCCCUCCAAUUGUUUACCUUUGUAUUGUUUUAUGAGUGCUCAGAGAAAGAUGGAAGAUAUUCCCUACCAGGCCAGAAACAAAUGCCAGACAGGUUUUGGGAAGGCUGAACACAUGCUAUGACUACACCUUGUUAGUAGAAGGGCUUUGCUUUCUUGGUUUUGUUUUCUUUUUUAUGGAAAGGAUGACGCCUCCAUAAUUACAGGUGUUGCUGUUCAAAACCCAGAAUAUUUUCCAAAGCACUGAGGGGGCCACACCUCCAGUGGCCCAUGAGCCAUCCUGGUUGGAUUCUUUUUCCACUUCUCUACAAUUUUUAAAGAUACAUGCAAGCACCGCUAGAUUUACAUUAAGUAUAAUGAGAGGAGGGGGGACCCCAUGCAAGUAUCUUUACUUCUGAAUAAACAUGAAGGAAUCAUAGGCAAAUCUCACAGCUGAUAGUUAAUUUGUAUCUGUGAAGUUCUCAGACUGUAGUCACCUCUGAUUCCUAACAACAGGUUACUUUUGUAAACCUCCCCCCACAAAAAAAAAAAAAAAUUAAAACUGUUGUUUUUAUACUA
Molecule: messenger RNA, 2771 nt
Organism: Bubalus bubalis (water buffalo)
Lineage: Eukaryota; Metazoa; Chordata; Mammalia; Artiodactyla; Bovidae
Exons: 2
Coding region: 183-722 (179 amino acids)
Source: RefSeq, a predicted model, not a curated record